UGCGGAUCAAGGGCAACAUGUCCACAACUAAUGCCUGGAAUGGCUCAUCAGUGACCAUGUUCAUCCUUCUGGGAUUUGCAGACCAUCCAGAGCUCCAGGCCGUCCUCUUUGUCACUUUCCUAGGUAUCUAUCUUGUGACCCUGGCCUGGAACCUAGCCCUCAUCUUUCUCAUCAGAGGUGACACCCGUCUGCACACACCCAUGUACUUCUUCCUCAGCAACUUGUCCUUCAUUGACAUCUGCUACUCUUCCACAGUGGCUCCCAAGAUGCUCAUUGACUUCUUCCAGAAGCAGAAGACCAUAUCCUUCUUGGGAUGCGCUGCUCAGUUCUUUUUCUUUGUCGGCCUGGGUCUGACUGAGUGCCUCCUCCUGACGGCUAUGGCGUAUGACCGCUAUGCAGCCCUCUCCAUGCCCCUGCUGUACACAGCCAUCAUGUCCCCGGGCCUCUGUACACGCAUGGUGGUUGGGGCCUAUGUCGGUGGCUUCCUAAGCUCCCUGAUCCAGGCCAGCUCUAUAUUUCAACUCCACUUCUGCGGACCCAACAUCAUAAACCAUUUCUUCUGUGACCUCCCACCAGUCCUGGCGCUUUCUUGCUCUGACACGUUCCUCAGCCAAGUAGUGAAUUUCCUGGUGGUGGUCACUGUUGGGGGGACAUCACUCUGCAUCCUCCUCAUCUCCUACAGUUACAUCGUAGCUGCCGUCUUGAAGAUCCGCUCAGUGGAAGGUCGAAGGAAAGCCUUCAGCACAUGUGCCUCGCACCUGAUGGUGGUGACUCUGUUGUUUGGGACGGCCCUUUUCAUGUAUCUGCGACCCAGCUCCAGCUACUCAUUCGGCAAGGACAAGGUGGUGUCUGUGUUCUAUUCGCUGGUGAUCCCCAUGCUGAACCCUCUCAUCUACAGUUUGAGGAACAAAGAGAUCAAAAAUGCCCUGUGGAAGGUGUUGGGGAAGAAGAAAAUGUUUCUCUAGUUCAUGGUUGAAAAACAUAUUUCUCCAAACUGCCUGAGAUGUAAAUGACCCAUAGUAUCUACCUCCACUU
This is a messenger RNA of Hipposideros armiger (great roundleaf bat), 1035 nucleotides long. RefSeq names its product olfactory receptor family 5 subfamily A member 1 (gene OR5A1). The record is from RefSeq and is a predicted model, not a curated record. The coding region runs from base 18 to 965 and encodes 315 amino acids. NCBI's taxonomy places the organism in Eukaryota, Metazoa, Chordata, Mammalia, Chiroptera, Hipposideridae. Gene Ontology annotation, biological process: G protein-coupled receptor signaling pathway. The transcript has a single exon. Gene Ontology annotation, cellular component: membrane. Gene Ontology annotation, molecular function: olfactory receptor activity; G protein-coupled receptor activity.